AACCGUAACAGCCACCAGACAAGCUUCAGUGGCCGGCCCUUCACAUCCAGACUUGCCUGAGAGGACCCACCUCUGAGUGUCCAGUGGUCAGUUGCCCCAGGAUGGGGACCACAGCCAGAGCAGCCUUGGUCUUGACCUAUUUGGCUGUUGCUUCUGCUGCCUCUGAGGGAGGCUUCACGGCUACAGGACAGAGGCAGCUGAGGCCAGAGCACUUUCAAGAAGUUGGCUACGCAGCUCCCCCCUCCCCACCCCUAUCCCGAAGCCUCCCCAUGGAUCACCCUGACUCCUCUCAGCAUGGCCCUCCCUUUGAGGGACAGAGUCAAGUGCAGCCCCCUCCCUCUCAGGAGGCCACCCCUCUCCAACAGGAAAAGCUGCUACCUGCCCAACUCCCUGCUGAAAAGGAAGUGGGUCCCCCUCUCCCUCAGGAAGCUGUCCCCCUCCAAAAAGAGCUGCCCUCUCUCCAGCACCCCAAUGAACAGAAGGAAGGAACGCCAGCUCCAUUUGGGGACCAGAGCCAUCCAGAACCUGAGUCCUGGAAUGCAGCCCAGCACUGCCAACAGGACCGGUCUCAAGGGGGCUGGGGCCACCGGCUGGAUGGCUUCCCCCCUGGGCGGCCUUCUCCAGACAAUCUGAACCAAAUCUGCCUUCCUAACCGUCAGCAUGUGGUAUAUGGUCCCUGGAACCUACCACAGUCCAGCUACUCCCACCUCACUCGCCAGGGUGAGACCCUCAAUUUCCUGGAGAUUGGAUAUUCCCGCUGCUGCCACUGCCGCAGCCACACAAACCGCCUAGAGUGUGCCAAACUUGUGUGGGAGGAAGCAAUGAGCCGAUUCUGUGAGGCCGAGUUCUCGGUCAAGACCCGACCCCACUGGUGCUGCACGCGGCAGGGGGAGGCUCGGUUCUCCUGCUUCCAGGAGGAAGCUCCCCAGCCACACUACCAGCUCCGGGCCUGCCCCAGCCAUCAGCCUGAUAUUUCCUCGGGUCUUGAGCUGCCUUUCCCUCCUGGGGUGCCCACAUUGGACAAUAUCAAGAACAUCUGCCACCUGAGGCGCUUCCGCUCUGUGCCACGCAACCUGCCAGCUACUGACCCCCUACAAAGGGAGCUGCUGGCACUGAUCCAGCUGGAGAGGGAGUUCCAGCGCUGCUGCCGCCAGGGGAACAAUCACACCUGUACAUGGAAGGCCUGGGAGGAUACCCUUGACAAAUACUGUGACCGGGAGUAUGCUGUGAAGACCCACCACCACUUGUGUUGCCGCCACCCUCCCAGCCCUACUCGGGAUGAGUGCUUUGCCCGUCGGGCUCCUUACCCCAACUAUGACCGGGACAUCUUGACCAUUGACAUCAGUCGAGUCACCCCCAACCUCAUGGGCCACCUCUGUGGAAACCAAAGAAUUCUCACCAAGCAUAAACAUAUUCCUGGGCUGAUCCACAACAUGACUGCCCACUGCUGUGACCUGCCAUUUCCAGAACAGGCCUGCUGUGCAGAGGAGGAGAAAUUAACCUUCAUCAAUGAUCUGUGUGGUCCCCGACGUAACUUCUGGCGAGACCCUGCCCUCUGCUGUUACCUGAGUCCUGGGGAUGAACAGGUCAACUGCUUCAACAUGAAUUAUCUGAGGAACGUGGCUCUAGUGUCUGGAGACACUGAGAACGCCAAGGGCCAGGGGGAGCAGGGCUCAACUGGAGGAACAAAUAUCAGCUCCACCUCUGAGCCCAAGGAAGAAUGAGUCACCCCAGAGCCCUAGAGGGUCAGAUGGGGGGAACCCCACCCUGCCCCACCCCUCUGAACACUCAUUACAGUAAACACCUCUUGGAUUUGG
This is a messenger RNA of Pan troglodytes (chimpanzee), 1817 nucleotides long. RefSeq names its product extracellular matrix protein 1 (gene ECM1). The record is from RefSeq and is marked provisional. Bases 102 to 1724 code for a protein of 540 amino acids. Gene Ontology annotation, cellular component: extracellular region. The transcript has 10 exons. Gene Ontology annotation, biological process: signal transduction; regulation of bone mineralization. Lineage: Eukaryota; Metazoa; Chordata; Mammalia; Primates; Hominidae.